This is a messenger RNA of Heterostelium album PN500, 1311 nucleotides long. It is a transcript of the gene odc, whose product is annotated as type III PLP-dependent enzyme. The record is from RefSeq and is a predicted model, not a curated record. Lineage: Eukaryota; Evosea; Eumycetozoa; Acytosteliales; Acytosteliaceae. The transcript is spliced from 3 exons. Gene Ontology annotation, cellular component: cytoplasm. Gene Ontology annotation, molecular function: ornithine decarboxylase activity. The coding region runs from base 1 to 1311 and encodes 436 amino acids.
AUGUCAAAGAGAGAAAUCGAAGAAACCUCCACCGAUGAGCAUCUUUCAAAGAAGUUAAAAGAAAAGACUUUGUCAGCUGCUCAAGAAAAGAUGGAAAAGAUCAAGAAGGAGUUGGAUGUUAAACCAUGGACACCCGAUGUAACCAUUCAAGAUCUCAUCACUUCACUCUUGGAUAAGAAUGAUAGAGAUGCAUUCUUUGUUGCAGAUAUUGGAGUUAUCAUUAAACAAUGGCAAAAAUGGGUAAAGCACUUACCAAAUGUUACACCAUUCUAUGCCGUCAAAUGUAAUCCAACCAUGGGUAUUCUCAAGGUGUUGGAAGCAUUGGGAACCAGCUUCGAUUGUGCCUCGCGUACUGAGAUCGAGUCGGUCUUGUCGAUGGGUGUCGAUCCAUCGCGUAUCAUCUACGCCAAUCCAUGCAAGCAGAUCACCGCUAUCAAGUAUGCCCGUACCAACAACGUCAAGUUGAUGACCUUUGACAAUCUCAGUGAGUUGGAGAAGAUCGAGAAGUUCUUCCCAGAGGCCGAGUUGGUGCUCAGAAUUGCACCGGACGACAGCAAGUCUCUCAUGAGAUUCGGAACCAAGUUUGGUGUUCACAUCGACGAUUGCUCCGACCUCUUGGAGAUGGCCAAGGAGAUGAAUCUCAAGGUGGUCGGUGUCAGCUUCCACGUUGGUAGUGGUUGUUUCGACGCCAGCGCCUACGACACUGCUCUCGAGAUGGUCAGAAAGGUAUUCGACAUGGCCAAGACCCACGGAAUGGAGUUGAAUUUGGUCGACAUCGGUGGUGGUUUCACCGGAUCCAACGACGAGAUGUUCGGUAAGUUCACAGAGGUCAUUCGUAAGAAGACCGCCGAGCUCUUUGACAGCAGCGUUCGUAUCAUUGCCGAGCCAGGUAGAUACUUUGCCGCUAUGUCACACACACUCGCCGUCACUGUCAUCUCAAAGAGAUCGAUCAAGCAAGAGGACAACAGACAACAUCCACGUCGUACCUCGAACAACAUGCGUCAGUACAACUACUACUUGGCCGACGGUGUCUACGGUUCAUUCAACAACAUCCAAUUCGACCACGCCAAGCCAACCGCUCUCUUGCUCAAACCAACCAACAAGGCUCCAACCCCAUGCACUCUCUUUGGACCAACCUGUGAUUCCAUCGAUGUUAUCGCCAAGGACACCCAAUUGCCAGAACUCAAGAUUGGUGAUUGGUUAUAUUUCCCAGAUAUGGGUGCAUACACUACCGCCUCUGCCAGUUCUUUCAACGGUUUUUGUCCACCUCCAGUCUACUACUACUGUAACUCAGAGUUGGAAGAUUAUUAA